GGUAGGCCCCUCUCGUCCCUCAAGGGCUAAGCUCCGCACGCCUAGAUGUCGUGGCAAUCGCCUGGCUGCCCGGAGUCGGCGGUGCUGGCCAGAUGCCGAGGAUACAUGCUGUUUGCGCGAAUGCGCAGUUGCAGGCAUCAUUCGGCAUCCUCCAGGCAGACAUAACACCAUCUGCGCUCAUGACCGUCGCUCGCAAACCUUCGGCCGCCAUUGCCACGCACACCGUGUCUUGCUCAUAUGCUCAUAACAAACGGACGAAACUUGUAUUUUGAGCUUUUGCGCUAUGGAUCCUGUAAUUUUUAGCGAAGUUUCGUACGGGCCUGCUCCGCUGCCGAAACUCAGAACUGCGCAAGAAUGCCCCCGACGAGACUCUCUGAGUUCGUCCAGGACUCAGGACUCGGGAUACAUUAGUGACGCAGAACUCUCACUGUCACCGCUUGACUUUGUCAGCCCAAACAUACCCCAUACGUCCUCUGACUUCACCUGUGACUCUUCGGCAUUGUUUGAUGUAAAAGAAAUCGCAUGUUCCAGAACGAAAAGAUUAGCUGCCACGCCACUGAACCCCGUCCAGGCGAAGAAACACAAGAUCAUACAGGAAGUAGCUUCAACCCCCAGAAUCAAGGUCACAAGUAAUCCGACGCCUGUUGAGACUUCCGUUAACACAACCGACGACCCCUGCACAGUAGACGCCAAACAGUCAGCGAGAGAUCCCUCACGAAACGACAACAUCGAGCUUCGGGCCAAGGACAAUCUCCGUCCAAACGAACAACCUAAAGAGAGAAAUCAUUCAAUAGUAUCUUUGGACUCUACCGGAAGUUGCGACAUGUACUCCAACACCGACGACAACAGUGACGAUGAACACGGGACCACUGCCGUACCUGGCACGCUUUCAAAGGCGGCACUUAAAACGAUCGAACUCAUCCUAAGGAAGGUCGAAGUUAACCUUGGCCACGCGGCAUACAUGCAGUGUGCUGGAGGUCACGCUUCUCGGACACCAGGCGGCGCCAAUGUAUCACGUGGCAGCCGUUCCUCUCAAGCGUCCAGCGGGAAGCGCAAAGCACGCGCCUCAGAUGAAAGUCUUCCACCCGAUGACCCGGACGAAGACGACGCUAAGAAACGCCGUGUAUCAGUCACGACCACGACUGAAGACUCAGAGACCGGGCCCCGAUUCGCUUGUCCGUUCUUCAAGCAUGACCCCAAUCGCUACCGAUCAAAGCGAACAUGCGGAGGUCCGGGAUGGCCAACUGUCCAUCGGAUGAAGGAGCAUCUUUACCGCUCCCAUGCGCAGCCUAUCUUCUGUCCACGUUGUUACACGAUGUUCGACUCAGAUUCGGACUUUGCCGUUCACCUACGCGGCAACCCUUGUCAAGUUUCUGCACCACAGCCUAUCGAGGGUGUGGAUCGAAGGACCGUUGAGAGUCUGAAAAGGAGAUCUCCGGCAUUAAGAUUGGAAGAGGACAAAUGGAGAGAUGCCUAUCAACUCCUUUUCCCCGAAGUAGCAGUCGCCGAUAUCCCCUCGCCAUACUACGACAGCGACUCACCCACCGAAGAAUCGCGCCGUUUCCGCCGCGAACUCCUCGAGCGCGUCCGACAGGAGCUCUUCGCGACAGCUGAACGUGAGCCUGGGCCCGUCGAGCAAAGACUACUCCGGCAGGUCGCUGGGAUCAUCCGCAGAUGCGAAAGCGAUCUCUUAGAGUCGUUAUACGCGCCGCCUGGCACACAGCCAUCGUCACAGCCACCAUCUCCACGCGCGUCCGCCAUGGCUGGAUUCGUGUACCACAGUCCUUCCCAGACUACCCCUCAAUCCCAGCCUGGCUUCAGCGCUGGUCUUGGUCAGCUGACCGCCAUUCCAGGGCCGCAGACGGGCCCAGCGAGCCCACGCGGUAAUGUCAAUGACCCAGGGGCUCCGGUACCGCUAGGCGGGUGGAACGACCCGAACAUCUUCUCGUCGAGCGAUUGGAUCGAUUGGAAUAUUCCGUUUCCUCCUGGGCCGGACAUGCAGGGCACGGAGCGUGAAGACGCGUUUAUGGCACUGAGUGCGCCUGUGUGGACUCGAUGAUAUGAUGGAAAUAAAUAUGUUGUCUCCGAGUGACUGGACUAUCCCGGGGUACCUUAAUAUUCGAUACCUACAUGUCAAAUCGGCAUGUUGGCUGUUUAC
This is a messenger RNA of Paraphaeosphaeria sporulosa, 2158 nucleotides long. RefSeq lists its product as uncharacterized. The record is from RefSeq and is a predicted model, not a curated record. NCBI's taxonomy places the organism in Eukaryota, Fungi, Ascomycota, Dothideomycetes, Pleosporales, Didymosphaeriaceae. The transcript is spliced from 3 exons. Bases 284 to 2059 code for a protein of 591 amino acids.